Messenger RNA from Misgurnus anguillicaudatus (oriental weatherfish), 4229 nucleotides. The record is from RefSeq and is a predicted model, not a curated record. NCBI's taxonomy places the organism in Eukaryota, Metazoa, Chordata, Actinopteri, Cypriniformes, Cobitidae.
UAACACUUGUAAGCUAUGACAUCAGUUAGCGUGGCUACUUGAUAAACCGCACGCGGGGCGGGGGGUGCAGCCGACGCACGUGCGCGGAAUAGGCAAGGCAAGUUCGCAAUUCUCUUGUCAAAUCGAUCGUGGCUCUGGAGGAGCGCGCGACGCGCAGUUAUCAGCGCAGACUUCCCCAUCACUCACAAUCCCAGCGGUUCCGGGGGACGCGUGUGACGCGCGCCUCGCCUCGCGGGGACACAGCUGUUAAUAACCCAACAAACAUGUCUGGAGCAUUAUAAGGUCAUUAGUCUACUAACCCCCAUAUGGAUUUACCCACGUCUUUGGCGACGUUCAAACGCUGCGUUUCGUUUAUCGUUCUCUCUCAUCCAUCCUGUCGUUGACGGCCGGCGGACAGAUUCGCCAAAUAAUGGCUACAUUCGGUUUAUGAACUCUUCAUCUCAUCUUCGCCGCUGCCCACUCGGGGUCCGCGUGAUGGACAGGCGGCUUGUGCGCACGACCUGCAGUGUUUGGAGUGAGUAGAAAGUAAGCUCGUUUUUAACACUCGUCUUCCGGACUGCCGUCACACUUUGAAGAAGAAUGCGCUCGCUUUCAUAAACCGAGUUUUUUGAAGAAACAGGUGAGGAUUGGAGAAUAAAGAAGGUGACAUGGCCAACAUUCUCACAGGGUGAUCUGACAGGCCAAAACACAGGACAGAAAGAUGAAGCUGUGGUGGUGGUCAAUGUGGCCGUUGAAGGUCAUACUCUUGGUCAUCUUGGUAAUAUGGUCUUGCCAUUCGGUUUCGGCGGGUACAAAGAGCCUACGGGGACAUACAGCUUCAUACCAGGUGAAACAGGGUACCUGUGAGGUGGUGGCUAUUCACAGAUGCUGCAAUAAGAAUAAGAUCGAGGAACGUUCACAAACAGUCAAGUGUUCCUGUUUUCCAGGACAGGUGGCUGGGACUACACGAGCUCAACCAUCUUGUGUGGAGUCCUCCAUCGUGCUGCAGAAGUGGUGGUGCCAAAUGCACCCAUGUUUGGAUGGCGAGGAGUGUAAAGUUCUUCCGGAUCUCACCGGCUGGUCCUGCAGCACCGGCAACAAAGUCAAAACCACAAAGGUCACACGAUAGCAGAACAUAGCUGCCCUACCAAGAGGCCUAGGACUUUUCACCAACCCCUUGAUGAAAAAGGAGACCCUCUUGUUUAAAGACAUUGAUAUCACAGAGGAUUCUGUCAAUGUGAUAGAUGGACUCUCUUAUCGUAGACUAUAGAUGACUGCCUUGCUUUGUCAGAAGACAAGAAAGGACAAGGAUCUUUGUAUAUACCUGUGGUGCGAUGCUCUGUGCACUGCAGAUGUUAGACACCACAGGUGCUCAUGAGAAAGACUGCAUCUGUCAGCUGAAAGAGUCUUUUUGGAUUUCUACUGGCUAUACAAGUGACUGCGUUCUUGUAUGUAUGUAUGUAUGUAUGUGCUUGUCAAUGGGAGACAGGAAAUCGUAGCACAUUGAAGGACAAACUUCCCUUGGAUUGGUUCAGAUUUGGCUAUGGCCUUGUGUGUUAAUGUUAAUAGAAAAUGUGUGUUAGGAUAAAGAUGCUGACGCAGUAGUUUAACUCUGUUUAUCUGCUUUCCAACACACAUUAAACUUUAUGUAUGCGAGAUAGGAAGGGAAUUGGUCCGAAUGUGUGAUCCACAAAUUACUGACAAUUUGCUCUUCUGGGUCAAGUCAUAACUAUAAAAAUGUUUCUGUAAAGUCAUUUUGCAGUUUUAAUUAAAGUUGCUAAAUAGGAUCAUAACAACAAAUUAAAAAUUCAUGUACGAUUUUUGUUGCACUAGAUAAGAUGGAGACGUUUUAAGUUUUCUGUUGGUGUAAGAUGGCAUUAAAGAAUGAAACAUUACAAAGCUUUCUUCCGCAGAUACAAACAGUAGAAAUGCAGUUUAUAUGUGAUGUGAGCUUUACAAAUGCAACACCCCCUUUGAAGCACCUUCAAGACUGACAAUUGGUCAAAAACAUCUGUUAACUCUGUAAAAAGAUCCAUAAAGCACUUAAAGCAUUUAUUCUACAAUGUAGAUACCCAACAAAAGAAAUGCUACUUUUGGCAAAUAUGUUAAAAUAAUGCAUACUCAUAUGAAAUCCUGUCACAUCUUACAGUAAGUUAAAAAGCCUGAUUAAGGUGCUAUUAAAAAAAAGGUAAAAAACUGUAUUUUUUCGGUUGCUGGGAAAGGCUAAUUUUUGUACAUUUAUACAGUACAACACACUGAAAUGUUGUACCUUUUGGGGUACAAUAUUAUACCCUAAGGACCUAUUGUGUACCUUAAGGAACAAUUUUGUAUACUGUAGUUAAAUUUUACGGGUACAAAAAGGUACACAAUAUAUCCUUAGGGUACAGUAAUGUGCCCAAAAAUUUACAAUAUUGUAUUAUGUUUUGUAUACUUGUAAAGGUGCAAAAUGAAACCUUAUGGCGCUUUUCCAUUGCAUAGUACCCCAUCGUUUAGAUCAGGUCAGCUCACCUCACUUUGGCUUGGUUAGUUUUUCCAUCGAGUUUAGUAAUACUUCAGAGUGGGAGGGAUUAUAGGCGUGUCGUUAUAUUUGCGCUGCCUACUGCUGUGACAUCAUACGCUUUACAUCCCCAUACAUUCAUUUAUUUCUCAGUCACAAAAUUAAAAUUGACCACCACAAAUAGAUGCACAUGACGUUCAUCCGUUUAUUCCCAAAUAUUUAAUAUAUGCUAAGGGAAUCAGACGUAACAUACAUGUUUUUAUAUUUUGUUUUUAAUAACCUGCCCCAACACGCCCCGCAAUAAACGUACAAUUUCUUUACCUGCCCCAACCCACCCGUGGGUUGCCCGCGGAUUACGAGAUGACCACAGAUGUGCCCCUAUAAACUGCAAGUCUGGAAAAAACUGGUAUAGUGUUCCUGAUUCUCAACCUGUGGAUGUUUUUCAUUGCUAAAAGGGAGUUUGGGUAUAUCAAAGCACAGAUGACAACAGGUUUACUUGAGACAGCGCAAGCUAGCACGAAGGUAAAGUUAAUCUUUUACAUUAUAGCGAUGGCGCUGGUAGUGACGAUUCUCUCAGACCAAUCAGUGAUCUACAGUGUUUUCGCGUCACGUUUUGGUAUCAGCUCGGGUCGCUUGGAACUUCAACCGAGGUGGAACUAAAAAAAGUAUCGGGUACUAUGUACUGCACCCAGUGGAAAAGCCCCCAAACGUAAGCUGACCCGACCCAAACCGUGAGGUACUAUCAUAGACUGUAAAAAAAGAUGGACGACGCCUGUUUGCUCUCUUCCAUUGGUGAAAAGUGAAGCCGCCAGUGUCCCGAUAUGGCGCUGACAUCUUGGGUCUUGAGUCUGCGCAGUAGCGAUUUCGGGACCAGUCAUACGCAGUAGUGAGCAGGAAGUGAAGCCGUGAAAUCAAAACCCCGCCCUCGCUCUCGUAGAAUGCGCAUAUCACACGAUAUCACAGCUGUCAAUCAUGACGUGACACCACUGUUUUUAUAUCAUUGAAUAACUAACUAAACACAAACCUAUUUUAAAAACAAACAUUUAAAUGUACAUCAGCGGGAUAAAAACUACAGUGAAUGACAGAAACCAGCUUCAGAAAAAAGAUAAUUGAAGUGUAAUGAUUUUUUUGUUGCUCUCAAGUCCCGUUGAAUAACACGGGGAGGCGGGGUUUAUGACCUAUACUGGGACCAGUCAUUGGGGGGCGAUCGAGAUGUUUUGGCUUCACUUUUCAGGGCUUGUGCGGCACGCUUGGGUACUAUGCAAUGGAAAAGCGCCAUAUGGUACCACCCCAGUAACAGAAAGGGUACUGUUUUGUAACUUUUUUUAACAGUGUGGGUCGCCUCAUGUGGGCCGCCAUGCUGGGAUCACACAACUAACCAAAUAUCUUCAACUUUAUACCAGUUACCCUAAGAAAAAACACUUUUAGUUGCAAAAGAAAUGAAUUAUGGUUGACACAUACACCUGCAAAUUGUCUACUUGUAGAAUUGCAUUACUUUAAUAAUUGAAACUUUUUCUUUUGUGUGCUUCUGUGACAUGCUAAAGUGUCAGUUCAAUCCAACAAAAAUGUUUUUGGUGCGCCUUUAAACCAGUCUUGUUUUAAACUUUGUUGUCUGGUUUUACUCUCAAAAUGCUCUGUCAAGUUCAGAAAACCAGAUGACAAUUUGCUGACCGAGAUUGUGAACAUCUUUAAAGAUAAUCUCCAAUGUGAAGAUUCAUUUCUCCUGGCCUGUACUGAAGUGUAAUAAAGUUUG